AUGGGAGCAACAGAUAGCAAACUUGCCUUUAGGAAAACUGUAUUCAAGCUGUAUGAGGAAAAGGAUAUUUCUGCAACUGAAGACGAAUUUUGGCGUUCUUUUUGGGAACUACCUGAGUCUGUUGACGACGUGUUUUCAUUAAUUGGAGCAAAUGAUAUUCGACGUGUGAGAGAUAGUGCAAGAAGUAACAUGGAACUUUUGACACUUGAUAAGAUAUUAGAGAAAAUGAAAACUAUCUUGGAAGCAAAGAACUUUCCUUCAGAACAGAACUCUAUCAACCACCUUUUAAACUGUUGUAGAAUAUUGACGCGAUUAAUGCCAUUUAUAUUUGAAAGUGCCGAAUGUCAACAAUGGGAAGAAUCUUUUUUUUGGGCUCCUAGACAUCAAGAGAAAGAGACAAAAACAGCAGACAACAAACCCGAGUAUGAAAUGUUGCCAUGUCGUGCAGAGUUGCUAUUAAAAAUGACUAUUCAAGCUUUAUAUCUUUCUGGAUUCACACUUCCUAUUGCAGUAGCGACAAAAGAAUCUAAAAUUGUAUACACUAUCUGGGAAAACGGCGUAGGAGCAUCCACAUCAUCACUUGCAACUUCCAAAGAUAUUGAAUCUAAUCGCACAGAGGUACUACGGUUACUCACCGUUCUACUCUCCAAAUCAAUGUACAUUCCACCUGCACAGUUGCUAUCAAAAGAAGACUUUUGGCUGAGACAUGUUGUAACCAAAACAGAGAAGAAAGUCGUACUGGUGCUACUUUGUAGCUUGAUGAAUGCUGUCUGUAACUAUGAUCCCACAGGAUGGAUGCCAUAUACACACAUUUUGGGUGAAAAUAAGGAACAGAUGGUAUCGUUCAGUUUAACUUGUUUGCUCAUCCUACUGGACUACAGAACACCACAGCAGGCAGAUCUAAUGCGCCAGGUUGACUCUAGCUCUUCGCCUGUCAGUUCAGAAUUUCCGCCUACUCAGGUAGAGGUGAUAACACUUGAAAGUCCAGAUGUGAUUACUGUAUCCAAAUCAAGUGUCGAGCUAGAGGCGUUCUCUCCACAAGAUCAGACUGGGGCCAGUGGUGUCAUCGAUAAUGCCUUCCGCCACUACAUGUCUAAGCUGCACCGACCUAAAGACUUUGAGUUUUUAGUAGAUGGGCUUUAUCGUAUCCUAGUCAAUCCAAUGACCGCUGUGAACACGUAUCUACCCGGAUCAACUAAACGUGUGAGCUGUUUUGUGGAAGUCAUGAUGUUUUGUUGGCGUUUGAUCGAGAUAAACUCUAGGUUUAGAGAUUAUCUUGUGGAGACAGAUCGAGUGCUUGACCUGACCGUAGCCUUGCUUUUCCACGCCACAGAGAACAAGACUAAUAUAGCACAACUGGGCUUAGUAAGAAUGUGUGCAUUUAUGCUUCAGACAUUGUCGUCUAACAAGGGAUACUGUGUUAAGCUCAACAAGCAAUUUUCAACACAUUCAUCCCUACCUUCCAUCAUUCGCCUCUAUGCAUUCAAUGGCACCUAUGCUGACUUUUUGAUUAUUUCAAUAUUUUCACUCAUCGCCUCAACUCAUGGCGCACUUUCCUCGCUUUAUCCUGCUUUGACUCUGACGAUAACCAACAUCUCGCCUUAUAUAAAGAGCAUGGGAGUAACUACAGCAUCGAAAUUAAUAAGCUUAUUCCACUCCAUGUCAUCUCCUAGCUUUUUAUUGAAUGAUGAAUACAAUUACUUACUGGGGACAUAUUUAUUAGAAGCAUUUAAUAACAUCAUCCAUCAUCAAUACGAAAACAACCCCAAUUUUGUCUAUUCUGCCAUACUCCAUCACGAUUACUUUGAAAAGUUGAACCAGUUGACCUUUGAUUCUGCAUUGACUGAAGUAGAGAGAUUGCGUGCACUAAGGGAGAAAAAGGGAGAGAUAGAGAAUGAGCCAAAAGGAAAAACUAAAGAAGAACAAAACGAUGAUUCGACUAAAAGAGAAGAAGAAGAAGAGCAACAAGUAGCUGAAGGGUCUUUGACAGUUAGUGACAAUAGCAGUUCUAAAUUCGUAUCAAAAUCUGGGUUUACCCCAACAGAGGAGUGGUUCAAUUCGUGGAAAUCAAAGCUACCCUUGGAAGAGAUUAUAAAACUGUUGGAAUUCCUAGUUCCAACGAUUGAAGAAAAGUGUAAAGAUAAUGAUAUCGCACUUGAUGAGAUAAAGACAUACCUAGCAACCGUCUCGACCAAGGAUGUGCUGACGAAAGAAUGCCCGAUAUUUAUUCGAAAGUUUCAAUGGGGAGAGGCAUUGUUUAUAUGGUUCAGAAGCAUGCUUUGGGGGCAAAAUUAUGUUGGUACGAUGAAGGAUUAUGGCCCAUGGAAUGGCACAGCUGUCAAAUUAUUUCAAAUUAAACAAGGUUAA
This is a messenger RNA of Rhizopus microsporus ATCC 52813, 2367 nucleotides long. RefSeq lists its product as uncharacterized. The record is from RefSeq and is a predicted model, not a curated record. The transcript is spliced from 8 exons. Gene Ontology annotation, cellular component: Golgi trans cisterna; Golgi medial cisterna; membrane. NCBI's taxonomy places the organism in Eukaryota, Fungi, Mucoromycota, Mucoromycetes, Mucorales, Rhizopodaceae. The coding region runs from base 1 to 2367 and encodes 788 amino acids.